Messenger RNA from Lingula anatina, 2655 nucleotides. RefSeq names its product retinal homeobox protein Rx1. NCBI's taxonomy places the organism in Eukaryota, Metazoa, Brachiopoda, Lingulata, Lingulida, Lingulidae. Gene Ontology annotation, molecular function: RNA polymerase II cis-regulatory region sequence-specific DNA binding; DNA-binding transcription factor activity, RNA polymerase II-specific. The record is from RefSeq and is a predicted model, not a curated record. Gene Ontology annotation, biological process: positive regulation of transcription by RNA polymerase II.
GAGUUGCAGCCCACAAAAUACUUUGUAGUGGUUCCUGGACUGUCAAAUCUAGUGGCAGCCAUUGUUUGGUGGAGAGGCUGAGUAAACGUGUAGGAAUUCGAUGGACUCCCAGUUAAAUCAGAACGACAAACAUUGAACAAUUCGACAUAGAAAAUAUAGACCGUAACGCACACGUCUUUUAAUAUUGGAGUGAGAGACGGAGUCGGAAUAAGGUUUUGAGGAUCCAACAGACACCCUUCAAAAGUAUACGAAUGACAACAUAACUAGAAGUGUGUUUUUAUUUUUGUCUCACAACGAUUUGGUACGAUGACCAGUGCCGUGCAACCAACCCACACUAUAGACGCUAUACUAGGCUUGAGAAAUGACAGCUGUAAGAGUGAAACUGAGGACACCCUAGUAAAAAGCCAAGAUUUCUUGGGCCGAGGGGAAGAUGCAGACAGACCACAACAAUAUCACAGCGAAGAAAGGAAAGAACGAUUGACUUCUCAUAUGAUCGAAAUUGACGGAAAGAAGACUGCAAGUCAAACUACGACGACGACGAGCUACAGUUCCGACCAAGACGAAGAAGGAACAGACUCAGAUAAGGAAGACGCGUUCUCUGAUGAACAACCCAAGAAAAAGCACAGGCGUAACCGAACAACAUUUACCACAUACCAGUUACAUGAACUAGAGCGAGCGUUCGAGAAGUCCCACUAUCCCGACGUCUACAGCCGAGAGGAAUUGGCUCUGAAAGUCAACCUACCGGAGGUCAGGGUGCAGGUAUGGUUUCAAAAUCGCCGAGCAAAAUGGAGGCGGCAAGAAAAGAUGGACAGCUGUGUAAUGGGAGAAAACUAUCCAAUGAACAACAUGCCAAAUCGUAGCCCCGGUUCUUGUGCUACAAGUCUCUCGACGUCAAUGCCUUUGGAUUCGUGGCUUUCAUCUCCGUUGGCCGGCACAACGGCUCUUCACGCACUGCCGGGUUUCUUGCCCCCCUCCUUCGCUGCCUAUCACCCGUUCUAUCCACAAGGCAUAUUAGCAAGCGCUGCUCUCAUGGGCCAUAUUCCAAAAGUAAAACACACUCCACAAGCCUCAUCCAUACCAAGUGAAGACAAAUGUGCAUCGCCAGGUCCCGAGAGCCCCACUAUGUCAGGUGAUUUAAAGAGCACGAGUAUCGCAGCUUUGAGGUUGAAAGCGAGAGAGCACAUGGAAAUAUUGGGUAAAAAUAUAUCUUGCUGAGAGCAUAUAACAAAAUCAAAAUUUGCUCCAACCAGGACUUUGAUGGUGCAGCAAUAUCAAUCACUUGUAUUGAUUUUAUACUUUGAAUCUACAAAGCUUGUCAAAUAUAAUAACAUAAUGCUCGACACGCGGGAUGGUCGAUUAAUUCCCGUGCAUUCAUGAAAUCUUGCCACAAUUUAGUUGUCAUUGAAAUGAUGGUUUCGCAAUCGCAGUGAAUUAUUGUAUCUAAUCAAAGCAUAGUUAGAUUAAUUUGGCUGGAAGACGCCUUGCAUAUCUUAGUUGACGCACGUAGUGGUUGUUUUCAAUUAUAUAGAACUUAUUUAUAUGAAUAUAUUUGCCGCCGUUUUUGUGCAAUAUUGUUGCUUUUUCGUUAUGUAUAUUUUAUGCAUUUUCGUGACCAAUAUAAUGAUUCUUUGUUUUGUUUCGUGAGUAAUUCAGACAAUGGCUGGCUUUAAGCAAGUCUAUAAUAUCCAUUUUUGAAAAUCAGUAUAUUUUGAUAAAUACUUGACGAUAUCGUUUUGGUAGAAAUGUCAACAUAUUAACAACGUCAUUAAAAGUUUUUUCUUCAAAUCUGCACAAGUGAAAAAAAAACAUUUGUCCCCACUAAAAGUUUGCUACUCCUCUUGCCAGUUUCUUUAUAUAUAUAAAUGUACUCGUUUAUUGUUGUACUGUAAGGAUAAGAAAUGUUUUAGAUAUAGAUAUAGUUCUAUGAACAUUCGGGUAUAAAUGAAAUACAUUUUUGAAUUGUUUCUAUCGUGUUAAAACGGCAGACACAACCGUUUUUUUUAGUAUUUUUCACCCAAGGUCAUUGCAUGUGGUCAUAGAUUAUAGAGUUUUGUGAAUUAAGACAGAGGGGUUUAUGGUUCUCAAAUGGUCCCGUUAGGAGUCCUGAUUAAAAGGUGCUAAAUGUAAGGCAAGAGGUCUAGAUUUUAAUUAGGACAUGCGAAAAGCUAAUCUCUUCAUUGUUAAUUAAGUUAGAUUACUUAUGGAAUCGAUAUUAAGGUGUGAUGCUAUCGCGGCUCUGAUUACCACUGGGGAAAAUGUCAAUCAACUAAUUUGUUAAUUCAGGGUAAGCAUUUCUUAAUGGUCAGCCAAAUUGCAGAUUUAGAUUUAUUAUACUUAAUAGAAAAAAUGCAUAUUAAAUCUAACGGCCGAUUUGUAGACUGUUGGCAACACCGUUCAGAAACUGAAACAACUUGCACGUUUAUUAGAACAUACAGUAUGAUUCGACAGGGCUUCAAUUUCUGUUUUGUAGAUAUAUAUGAGUUUCUAUAAGCUAUCACACCUUGCACAGAAGACAAAGCGGAUUGAAGCUACCCAAAACUGAAUUUACACCUGAAAACCGCUGUAAGGAAUAUACAAAUAAAGAAUUAAAGAAUUGCAAGGACAAUCACUGUAACAGCCAGUAUGCUUUGCUAAAUAUUUUGUUCCAAUAAAAUA